UCCGGGCCACGCCCCCGGCUCCGAUUGGCUCCUUCGAAACAGGCGGCCGCGCUCGGCGGCGAACGGCGGCGGUUAGCGGGGGGGCGUGCGAGUACGCACGGCUGGAGCCCGAGUGGCGGGCAGGGAGAGUGGCCGCGCUCCCGGGCUGGUUCCAAGAAGUUGGCCACAUCAUGCUCAGGUGGCUGGUUUAUGUUGGGGCAGGAACUGAACUCAGAGGAAUCUAGUACUUUGUACCACCGUAGUACUGUUUUGAUGAUUUCAAGAGCAGACAGAGCUUUGGAGUCAGCACUGCUGUUUCUUUUGUUUCUGACAAAUUUUCACAGGAAGGGUAGAUGACCAUGCAGCCUGCAAUCCAAGUGUGGUUUGGGGAAGAUCUGCCUCUAAGUCCCAGGUGUCCCCUGACGCCCAGACACGGCCCGGGACUGGCUGAUGUUUGUCAGUAUGACGAGUGGAUAGCUGUGCGCCAUGAAGCCACUCUGCUGCCUAUGCAAGAAGAUCUCUCUAUCUGGUUGUCUGGCUUACUAGGUAUUGACAUAAAGGCAGAAAGGUUAUUGGAAGAACUUGAUAACGGAGUGCUGUUGUGCCAGCUAAUCAAUGUUCUUCAAGACAUGGUCAAAGCCUGCCACUCUGAAGCACCGGGGAAUUUUCCAAUGAGAAAAGUGCCGUGUAAGAAAGAUGCUGCGUCUGGUUCGUUCUUUGCCAGAGACAACACAGCAAACUUCCUUCACUGGUGUCGGCACAUCGGGGUUGACGAAACGUACCUCUUUGAAUCGGAAGGGUUAGUUUUACAUAAAGACCCCAGACAGGUGUACCUUUGCCUUCUCGAGAUUGGUCGAAUUGUUUCAAGAUAUGGAGUUGAGCCACCAGUCUUAGUGAAACUUGAGAAAGAGAUUGAGUUGGAGGAGACCUUGCUUAAUGCCUCGGGGCCUGAAGACUCCUUCAGCAUACCCAAAACAUGCUGUCAGCAUGAAGAACUGCAUGAGGCAGUUAAACACAUUGCUGAGGAUCCUCCUUGUAGCUGUUCUCAUCGAUUUUCUAUUGAGUACUUAUCGGAAGGAAGGUACCGGCUGGGGGAGAAAAUCCUCUUCAUAAGGAUGCUUCAUGGAAAACACGUUAUGGUCCGUGUUGGGGGAGGCUGGGAUACGCUGCAAGGAUUUUUGCUGAAAUAUGACCCCUGUCGAAUACUGCAGUUUGCUACACUAGAACAAAAAAUUUUAGCCUUUCAAAAAGGAGUUUCUAAUGAAAGUGUGCCAGAUUCGCCUGCCAGAACGCCUCAGCCUCCCGAAAUGAACCCUUUGUCUGCGGUUAGCAUGUUUCAGAAACAAAAUUUAAAACCUGGCACGCCAGUGAGUGCUGCGAAAAGCAAGGAAAAGCAGGUCCGCCCACCAGGUGUGCCGCCCCCUGCACCGACAGUGAAAGGUAAUCCAGCUCCCCCGUCAUCUACUCGUAAACCUCCAGAUCCUCCAGCAUCCCUUUCCCAUCCCAGGGUCGCGUCUUUGAAGGACACAGCAAAAAAGACGCAUGCUCCUUCCAAUAACGCAUCAUCUUCCGUGGCGGCUCUAAAUCCAGCCGGCAAAACAAGCGCUACACAGUGUGCCUCGGGGUCUCUGAGAAACUGCGUCACAGUCCCCAAGACUACCAAGACCAAGGCUAGUCCAGCCCAGAAGUCAAGAGAGCUGGCCAAGCCCAGACUUUUGCCAAGUAAGCAUUCUGGAAAGAUGGAACCAAAGCAUUUGAAACACAAUCAUCUUUCUUCCAGGGAUGAGUCACCUGUAAAUUUAUCAUCAAAGUGCCCAAAGCUACCUAAAGGAACCCUACACCAAAGGCCUAACCCUUCUCCUUUCCAGUCGCCUGCAAAAGUGACAAAACCCAGUGCUAGAACCAGAGCCCUAGGUCUGGGGAGACAGCCUCAGCCACCUGAGAGCACUCUGGAAUCAAGGACAGACUCAGCACAAAGACUUCAGUCUACCUUGAGUUCAAAUCAUGCCGCUCCUGGCUGUGCUGUGUCCUCUGCAAAAGCUACUCAGGAAUCAAAACGUAAGAAUGUAGUUGCAGUUGCCAAAAAGCAACCUCAGAGUAAGGGUACCUGCCAGAAUACGAGACCCGGCUCCUCGAAGUCUCCUGGCCGUACCCCGCUGUCCACUGUGACUGUUCCCCAAUCUGCUGCCAAGACAGAAACUGUCUCAAAGUCAGCACAGACUGCCACGAAGGGCCAGUCCUCAGCUAAAGGGCCCCCCAAAAGCGGCAAGUCACCAGCAUCUGCCAGGACACCACCCUCAUCUGGUAAGGGAGCAGACAGUGGAGAGAAAAAGUCUACUGCCAAGAAAAAGGAAGAUGAUGACCAUUAUUUUGUUAUGACUGGAAGUAAGAAGCUUAGAAAAUAAGUAUGUUUGUAUUGUUCUUAACAAAUCAGGGUGACCAAGCGUAAUGGUGAUCAGUCAAUGGUGAUCCCCAGUGAUCACAAAAGACCUUCCGAUUUGUGUUUGUGCAGAGGGCUGGAGACAAGAGGUCAAGAUGGGAGAGGGAGGCAGGGACAAGGCUGGGGUGAGGAGAGGAUGCACGUGCUUUUUUUAUAUUAACAGACAAAUGCAUGAGUGAUGAUGUGUACUGCUUGAGGGAGACGUAAAAGUCCGACAACACUACCAGAACUGUAACUAUAGUAGCUGUAUUUUUUACUAGGUAUUAACUAUGGAGACUGUCUGCUAAUAGCAACUCCAAUGCUCUUAAACACUAGUUACUGUGUCUGUCACAAAGCAGUGUUCUCUUGGCGCUAGUGUGUGCCUGUAAUCCCAGCUCUGAUGGCUGAGGCAGGGUUACACAGUAAACCUAGCAACGGUUUGACAUGUGCUGCAGGAGGCACCUAAGUUAAUUUCCUGAUCAGGAAUCCUAGUCCAGCAAUCCAAUGGCUGCUGCUGCUUAGAUUGACAUUAUUCUGAAUUAAAAGAAAUUCUUAUUGUUUAAAUCUCCAGCCUUUUAUAUCAGAAGGGACUGUUUUGUUUUGUUUUUAAUUAAACCAGGCUUUUGAUAAUAUUGGUAGCAUUUUGUAACCAGCAUUUUUGGUAAAAUACACACACACACACACACACACACACACCACCACAACAACAAAACCCAACCAAGUUAACUUUUUGAAACAAUUGAAACAUAACCUGAAAUUUAGUAAGAAGUAAGAUUUUUUUAAGAUAACAAUCUAGACACUUGUAUCUUGUAUUUUUAGAUGAAGUCUGCAGUAUGGCAGCGAAACAGAUUUCAUUGCUUUUGGCAUAUUAAAAUAUUUUAAGUGAAUAGGUAUUUCCUAUGUGUACAGAUAAGUAUUUUUGCAUUAAAAUAAUGUGUUUUGAUACCAUAAUUAUGUUUUAAUGAUCUUAAAAUUGAGAGGCAUUUCUUGUGAGGCGUGAGGACUGGAGAUGAGAUCCCAGCACCUUGGCCACGAUCUGGUAAGUGCGAUGCUCUGCCUGUAGUUCCAGUCUCAGGAGGAAGAGACAGGAUGUCCUGGACAAGCUGGCUGGCUACGUUAGGCAAAUUGAUGAACUCCAGCUUUUUUUCUUUUUUCAAGAUCCUGCCUUAAUAAAUAAUGGAGGAAGACACCCAGUCAAUUUCUGGGCUAAUGCACGUAUGCACACUAAACUUUAUGCACACCACAUGCAUCCAUAUGCACAUACAAUUAAGGUGGUGUUAAGAGUCUUAGAAUUAGUGAUACUGUGUACACAUUCUAUCAGGCAACUUGUAUUUCUUUUGAUAGCACACCAUUGAUUUUAAUUAGAUUCUCCAAAUUAUGUUAAUCUUUUCAAUAAAGCUAUAUUGUGCUCAGUUUUCCAGGGGCCAGCAGACAGACAGUGUAUGUGUGUUGCCUUCUGUUCUGUAGGCAGAUUCUCUUUAGGAACAUCCAAAUGGUAUAAUGACAGCAUGAACUCCUUCCACCCACAGGGGCACUUGUAAAUAAUUUAUGUACAGGCCUGUCACUAUUUAAAGUGUAUUAAUGUAUUGUGCUAAGUUUUAAGGUUUUAAGUAACUAUGAUAUUAUCAGUUUCAUAAGCUUUAGGGGGGAAAGCAGGUAUGGUGUUACAUGCUUAUAAUUCCAGCCCUUGGGAAAUGGAGGCAGGAGGAUCAGAAAUUCAAGGUCAUCUUCAGCUAUGUCCUGGAGACAUGUCUCAAAAAAAAGACAAAUUGGCAUUUUGACUUCUCUCUUUUCUAUGUUCCUUUCUGUUUUAUCUCCGCCCCAUCCUCUUUCUCUUCCUUUAUUUUCUUUGUGAUACGGAGGAUGCAUUCUGGGGUGUCUCACAUGCUAGAUAAGCAUCACCACUGAGCUCCAUCUCCAGCCCCAUACGGUUUCUAAAGCCAAACAAGAUAGUUUACACAGAAGUGCAAUGAGUGAGUGACUAAGCAUCUUAGCUGGCUGCCGUCAUCCUCUAGCUGUACAGCAGGAGAACCUUGUGUAAGUGUCAGUGAUUUUAUACCCCAGGGGUAUACCCGAGGGCUGUGGCUACGAUCAAAAAUCUCAGAUGCUUACAACAGAGCCACCAAGUACUGGGCUUGUUUCCUUCCAUCAGGGCCUCGAGAAUGGCAAUAUUUAGAAAGCAACUCUAGUGCGCAAGAGGUGCCAGGAGCAUUCCGAGUAAUCGGGAAUAUCUAAUGCACUUUUCAGAGAGGAACAACUGCACCUUUUAGAGGUUAUCCCCAUAGAGAGGGUCAUAAACUGUUUCUGGAUCUGCGGUGUCUGAGAAUUAAAGGAAAUUGUAAGUUAUACUAUAGGUAGACCUAGCCUGUGGUUCAGUGGAUUGCACAAUCCUAUAAAUGUUAUCUUUUGUGCUGGGUAAUCAGGAAUAAAGAUACUCCCCAGACAGAUGGCACAAAUUCCAGAAUUAACUUUAGAAUUAUUUAUUUGGAAAAUAAAGUUUAUGUGUCUGUUCUUCAGCAGAGGGGGAUUUAUCCAACUAUAGUCAUUUAGGAUGAAUUAUCCCAUUCUGUGUAUGUUGUCUUCCCCAUAUGUAGGUUUUAUGUGAAUAAAUCCCAUGGGGCUGGAGAAAUGGCUCAGCAAUUAAGAACCUUUGUUAUUCUUGCAGAGGACCUGUGUUCCUUUUCCAGAGCUCACAUCAUGGCUGACAACCAUCCACCAUUUUGUUAGAGGGUAUCUGAUGCCUUCUUCUGGCCUCCACAGGCACUAAGCAUGCAUAUGGUACACAUACAUACAUGGAGGCAAAUAAAUCUUUUUUCUCACAAAUUAAAAAAAUUAAAUCCAUUGUAAUAUAUUUUGAAUUUUUCUAAAGGAGCUGAUGAAUCUCUGCCACAAUUAAAAGCAUUUACAUUGCAGUUGUAUUCAUUUCUUCUUAGUAAUGACAUGAAAUCAUCUAAGGUUUUUGUGUUUAAUAUUUAAUAAAACAAAAUACUAAGCAUAAAAUGCUGAAGUACCUGGAAGACAAAAUAUGUGUUUUUUAAAAUAUAUGUUUUUAUUUUUCUUUGCUAUAAUUUAUUAAUGUGUAAUUACAUAAAACUUAACAGGAAAGUGAAAUUAUUAUUUUUACAUUGUGGUUCAAGUAGGGUAUUUGAAAAGUAGCCCAUGGCAUCUCAAUCUCCAAGUGGAUCCCUAGUAAGGGGAACAGGGGCUAUCUCUGACAUGAACUCAGGGACUGGCUUUUUGAUCACCUCCUCCUGAGAAGAGGGGAAACCUUACCAGGCCAUAGAGGCACCCAGUCCUGAUGAGACCUGAUGGACUAGGGUCAGAUGGAAGGGAAGGAGGACCUCCCCUAUCAGUGGACUUGGAGAGGGGCAUGGGAGGAGAUGAGGGAGAGAGGGUGGGAUUGGGAGGAGACAAGGGAGGAAGCUACAGCUGGGAUACAAAGUGAAUAAAAAGUGUACUGUCAGAAUGCUUGGAGUAAUUAGUGACCUUGAAAUGUCAUCAGCUCUUUAAAGCGUUUUUUUGUUUUGUUUUGUCUUGUUUUGUUUUAUUUUUCUUAGACAAGAUUCAUUAUGUAGCCCAGGCUGGCUUUGAGGUCAUAGCAAUCCUCCUGGCUCACCCUCCUGAGUACUGAGUUUGCAGGUUUGAGCCACCAUAUCCAGCUGUUGUUCUUAGUGGAUAAAGGAAUAUUUUGGAGAAAAUAAUUUCUUGUGUGAUCUUUUUAUAGCUGUCUAAUUUAAAAUCUGUUACUUCCUUAAAAGGAGCUAAUAAAGAUUAUGAUGUAUUCUUAUAUCCAAGUUUCAUACACUCUACAUGAAAUUGAAUUUGUAUAUAUUCUGCUUUUUUGUGCCAGCAGUAUUUGUAUCCAUUUUAACUUAUAUUUUCUCAAGUAUUAAAAUGUAAACAUAAACCA
Messenger RNA from Meriones unguiculatus (Mongolian gerbil), 6308 nucleotides. RefSeq names its product growth arrest specific 2 like 3 (gene Gas2l3). Gene Ontology annotation, biological process: actin crosslink formation. The transcript is spliced from 11 exons. Gene Ontology annotation, cellular component: actin filament. Gene Ontology annotation, molecular function: cytoskeletal adaptor activity; actin filament binding; microtubule binding. Bases 333 to 2384 code for a protein of 683 amino acids. The record is from RefSeq and is a predicted model, not a curated record. NCBI's taxonomy places the organism in Eukaryota, Metazoa, Chordata, Mammalia, Rodentia, Muridae.